Molecule: messenger RNA, 1044 nt
Organism: Aspergillus saccharolyticus JOP 1030-1
Lineage: Eukaryota; Fungi; Ascomycota; Eurotiomycetes; Eurotiales; Aspergillaceae
Product: D-aminoacyl-tRNA deacylase
Exons: 6
Coding region: 132-704 (190 amino acids)
Biological process (GO): tRNA metabolic process
Cellular component (GO): cytoplasm
Molecular function (GO): D-tyrosyl-tRNA(Tyr) deacylase activity
Source: RefSeq, a predicted model, not a curated record
UUCAUGGUGAUUUGCUGAACUACUCAACAACUUUUGGUGAAACUGUUGAGCCUUGAGGUAAAUUCUUACCAAACUACUCGUCGCUGGGACUAUCACAACAUAACCUUAAUUGUCAUUGAGUGUAUUGCAAGAUGAAGGCGGUCAUCCAACGAGUCAAAUCCGCCUCAGUCACCGUCGACGGGCAGCUUGUCUCGUCGAUCGGCCAGGGGCUUCUUGUGCUUGCCGGUGUAGGGAAAGACGACACAGAGAAAGAUGCCGAUACCAUGGUUCAGCGCGUCUUGAAAGCCAAACUCUGGUCAGAUGAGAACCAGAAACAGUGGAAGAAAAACGUUCAGGAUAUCGAUGGAGAAGUGCUUUGCGUGUCCCAAUUUACACUCUAUGGCCAGUUGAAGAAAGGCAGCAAACCGGAUUUUCAUGGUGCAGCCGAUGUGGAGACGGCGCGCAAACUCUACGACUACUUCUACCAGAAGCUGAGCAACAGCUACAAGCCGGAGCGGGUGAAGAAUGGCAUCUUCCAGGCGAUGAUGGAGGUCGAGCUGAAGAACGACGGGCCGGUGGGUGUAGAUUACCGCAGUGAAGAUGCGGUGGUUACGAUCGAUAUCGACACCCAACUACCGAAGAAAGAGAAGGAGAAAGGGGCGGAGCCCCAAGAGACACGGCCCCAGACUUUCGAAUUUCAGAUACCCCCGGAGUUAUUGGAUUGAUAGAUACAUGAGCGAUGGGCGUCAGGAUGAACAUACGAUGAUGAUGACGGGUUCUUGUGUACAUAUAGAAAAAAAGUUAUAGAUAUACCCCAUAAUAGAGAAGGAGGUGGUUGGUGCAAGGUGAUAAUAGGAAGGGAGGGAAUUCCAGGAGCAUAACAUACUUUGGAAGCAUUACAGUACAUUUAUGAUCGGUGAGUACGUGAGUAGUACGAGAGGAGACCGUAGAUAUUAGAUCCCCACCUAUCAGACCACCAGCAUCGAUCGAUCGUGAACUACUAGUCUGAAUUUAUCCCCCUCAAGUGACAAGGAGGAGACGAAGAGAGGGAGAGGGGGAGAUUUG